This is a messenger RNA of Tripterygium wilfordii, 1831 nucleotides long. RefSeq names its product protein WHAT'S THIS FACTOR 1, chloroplastic. The transcript is spliced from 2 exons. The record is from RefSeq and is a predicted model, not a curated record. The coding region runs from base 271 to 1662 and encodes 463 amino acids. Gene Ontology annotation, molecular function: RNA binding. Lineage: Eukaryota; Viridiplantae; Streptophyta; Magnoliopsida; Celastrales; Celastraceae.
CCAAUCUACAGUUAGUUACCUAGAAGCUGGCCCAAUGUCAUAAGGUGGUCGGCGGCGGUCGCGUGAAACUGGACUGCGAGAGGGGUUGCCAUUACGCACCAUUUCUCUAACUGGCUUUUUGACAAACAGAUGGUGAUCCUUAAACCUCCAAUGUAAAGAGGGGUGCUUCAAGAAGUUCGUUGACGAAUCGAAUGCAGAGAAAGGAAAAAGGCCGUUGUUAGUUGUUGCUUUAACAACGAAGUACACUCAGUCUGACGCGAAAUUCUUCAUAUGAUGACCACCAGGGGGGUUAAAUCUGGAGUCAUUGUCAAUAAAUUGAACGAGGCUUGUAGACCAUACCCAUACUGCUUCCAGGUGUUUGUGUAUAUGUCUCUGAGAAGAAACUCGAAUGUGGAUUCUUUAUUUAGGUGGUUCCAAACCAGAUUCAUGACCAGUAGUAAGCGUGUGCAAGAUCGAAGCAAGAAUAAGAGAAUACAUGAUCUUGAAAUCAUUACGGAGAAGUGGAAGAUAUCCUCUAAAGUGUUGUUCUUGAUGGAGGUUUUGAAACAGGAACCGGAGAUGAUUAUCCCAAUAAGGAAUUUAGAACAAUAUAGGAGGCAAUUUAACCUGCCUAAGCCCCAUAAGGUAUCGGAUUUCAUUAGGAAAAUGCCAAAGUUGUUUGAAUUGUACAAGGAUCAAAGGGGAGUGUUGUGGUGUGGAAUGACCAAGCAAGCGGAUGAUUUAGUGGAGGAAGAGGAGAGGUUGCUUGAAGAGAAUGCAGACAAGGCAGCGGAGUAUGUUACAAGGUGUCUAAUGAUGUCAGUGGACAAGCGGCUGCGCUUGGAUAAGAUAGCAAAUUUUAGGAGAGAUUUUGGUUUGCCAAAGGACUUUAGAAACAAAUGGGUGCACAAUUAUCCUCAGCAUUUUAGAGUGGUCAAGCUUGGGGAUGAAAUGGAGUACUUGGAGCUUGUCAACUGGAACCCUGCUUGGGCUAUCACUGAAUUGGAGAAGAAAGUAAUGGGAGUUCAUGAAACCGAUGUUCACACACCAGGAUUGCUUUCACUGGCUUUUCCUUUGAAGUUCCCUCCCAAUUACAAGAAAUUGUACAGAUUUGGAGGAAAGAUUGAGCACUUCUCAAAGAGGUCCUAUUUAUCUCCAUAUGCUGAUGCCCAAGGGCUCCAGGCUGGGUCCAAAGAAUUUGAUAAACGCGCAAUUGCUAUUAUGCAUGAACUGCUUAGCUUUACUAUCGAGAAGAGAUUGGUUACAGAUCACCUCACACACUUUCGCCGUGAAUUUGUGAUGCCACAAAAGUUGAUGAGGCUUUUUCUGAAGCAUAUUGGUAUUUUCUAUGUGUCCGAGAGGGGGAAGAGAUUUAGUGUAUUCUUAACAGAAGCUUACGAAGGUUCAGACCUGAUUGAGAAAGGCCCAUUUGUUGUUUGGAAGGAAAAAAUACUUAACCUUGUUGGCUUUAGAGGAAAGAAGAAGAAGAUUGGAACUUUCAGUGACUUCUCUGACGAGGAGGAUGACACUUUAAUUCAAAGUGAAUCUGAUGAUGAAGACAUGGAAAUGCAAUUUGAGCAAGAGGAGACAAUGGGUGGUUUAGAGGAUGCUUUGCUUACAGACAGUGAUGAGAUGGAGAUAGAAGAGUUUGGCAGCCUGUACAAGGAUAGUGAUACAUCUUGAGGUCACAAAGUUUUCUCUGGUCUUUAUUUUAUUUUUUUCUACUUAUUUUACUUUGGAAGAUCUUGUGUUUCCCAGUUGAGUUUUAUAAGUGCGCUCAUUGUAUUUUUGAUAUGGUGACAGCAAACAGAUCACAUUUCUGAAAUUGGAUUCUUUGUUUAGUUGCUGUACA